Molecule: messenger RNA, 1829 nt
Organism: Paramacrobiotus metropolitanus
Lineage: Eukaryota; Metazoa; Tardigrada; Eutardigrada; Parachela; Macrobiotidae
Product: dual specificity mitogen-activated protein kinase kinase 6-like
Exons: 11
Coding region: 462-1196 (244 amino acids)
Biological process (GO): MAPK cascade; protein phosphorylation
Molecular function (GO): ATP binding; MAP kinase kinase activity
Source: RefSeq, a predicted model, not a curated record
UCAAGUUCGUUUCCGCAUUUGGUAACAAAUUUCUGUUGAGUUUGUGUGAACAAGUACGUGCGCACGUACCGAACGAUACAAUCUUGCGUUUGCAGUAUGCGACUUUAGUCAAUAAUUAUUCAUCUUUCGUCAUUUCGUAAGGCGUAAACAUUUUGAUCUAAGAUUCCAAAGUUUUGCAUACAAGUUUCGCAGUAAACACUUGUAUCAUCAAGUACCUGUUGCAACUGCUCACCUUGGUUUUAUGGGCUCAAAGACAGUAUAGUCUGGCUGUCAGAUUUCGUUAAUUUUUUCUGCAACCUUAAUUCAAUCGUUGUUUUAUACGACGUUCCAACCAUAACUACUUUGAUCAGAACCGCAUUUAAGUUUGUAUGUUGAGAGACGGAAAUCCAAUUAGUCCAGCGACCAUUGUAUUUAUACUUUAUAUUUUACGCGGAACAUCAGCAGACAGCUGACUCCGCGCCAUGGAAAAUGCGCGGCAACCCAGAACGCUGCCCAAAUUCAGACUACCGGUACAGUUACAGAUGCUGGAAAACACCCACGAGCAGCAGUACCCUCUUGAUUUCAUCCCGUCGCACUUCGAAAUGCAACUGGAGGAAAACGGGAAAAUUCACGAGAUUUCGCCUGACACGUUAGAGUGUUUAGGUACACUGGAUCGUGGCACCUAUGGCUUUGUUUACAAGUACAGACACCGAUCGUCGCAAUUUUUGAUGGCCAUCAAAUCAAUUCUGGUGCACAAUAAUAGCUCGGGUGAUCCGUUGGAUAUGCGAAAACGAUUGUACAUGGAUGUUGUGAUAAACCAAAAAAUUCAGCUAAACGAAGCAAACCAGGAAUAUCUAAUUCGCUCCUUUGGCACAUUAAUCGCUGAAAAUGCUGUGUGGAUUUGCAUGGAACUGAUGGACACUUCGUUGAAAAAAUUUUACGAGCGAGUUUAUGGCACGGGCAGAAGGUUACCGGAAGAAGUCAUGGCAUCCAUUCUAUUCUCUGUCGUCAGCGGUCUGCACUUCUUGAAGGACCGGCUUAAAAUAAUGCAUCGCGAUAUCAAGCCAAGCAACAUUAUGAUGUCCAAGGAUGGCAGAGUGAAAAUCUGUGAUUUUGGAAUCAGUGCGGAGUUAGAAAAACACUCACAAAAAGCAAUAUUGGCGAUCAGUAUUACCAGGCGCCGGAACGUGUGGAUACCGAUUUACUUGCCAGUAUGAACGAAAAAGGUUUUGACAUCCGUACCGACGUGUGGAGUCUCGGGAUUACAUCGUAUGUUUAAAUAAUAUACGUCUGCGACGACAACAGUGUAUCGUAAACAGAUGGAAAUAGCCAUGGGACAGCUACCUUUCCGGUCCACCACGGUCCUGGGUCUUGCGAAAGAAAUAACGAGUCUUACUCCUCCAAAAUUACCCCGUGAUUUACCCUAUUCCCUUGACUUCCGCGAUUUCGUUACCGCUUGUUGUCAAAGAGAUUACUCGCAGCGUCCAAGGUAUGCUGAAUUAUUGAACAUACCGUUCCUAGCCAAGCAAGCCGCGAAUCGCCACGAUAUCAGUUCCUAUGUGCAGCAAGUACUGGACGGUGCAAGCGGAGAUGUCGUGUGAAAUGGACACGAUAUCAGCAAAUAGGAUAACUUAUUUAUUUUAUUCUAUAUUUUUUAAGAUUGUUUUUGAGUGAUCAUGAUUCAUGAGUGGUGGGUUGCCUCGUUUUUUUUUACUGACUCUAAAAGGUGAACCGUACUUGUCUUAGUGCACAGGCCAGAAGUUACUUCCGUAUCAGUUUUUUUAGUUAAGGGUUCUGGGGCUUUGGAGUGGAGCAAUACGUUUGAUCCCAAUAAAGAAAUUAUAAAGCGC